AUGACGUUUUACACAAAGCUAGCAUGGAAAAGUCACAUUGCUGAAAUGACAGAACCAGUCUCCAAUAGACUGAAUGUACUGAGGCGUCUUGCUGGUAGCGUAUGGGGCUGUGCACGCACAACUCUUAACACAACUUACAAGAUGUUUAUUAAGCCAAUAAUGUUGCAUAUCUGUGAGCCACUCAUUAAAGCCACAGAGGUGACUCUCAAGUCACUCGAGAAGACACACAACCAAGCAUUUCGACUAAUUACUGGAGGGAUAAAAUCGAAAACCAUCGAUGCAAUGCUCCUGGUUACGGGGAGCACUACAAUAUGUUCCCUUCUCAAAGAAAAGGCCUUGAUUCUGUAUGUGAAGCUACUGCGCAUUCCCAUGGAUAAAUUCUUCAGCACCUAUGAAAAUGUUCUGAAAACGCAAUCUGGUCUAAUACAGAAAGCCAUAAAACUGAAGAAAGCAUUACAAAUCGAUGACAAACCAAAAGCCUCACUCUACCCAUGA
Molecule: messenger RNA, 495 nt
Organism: Rodentolepis nana
Lineage: Eukaryota; Metazoa; Platyhelminthes; Cestoda; Cyclophyllidea; Hymenolepididae
Source: the annotation of a GenBank genome assembly